CGUCACAUCUCAAAAUUGAAUCAUAAAUCAAUUCAUAGUUAACUUAACAACACUUAUUCUAAAAAAAACAUCGUUAAAAUCGAACAAUUUUCAAAAUAACUUCCAAUUAAUUCCAAUAAAUGUGUUUAUAACAGAUUUUAUGACACAGUUGCAAAUGAAAUAUAAAAGUAGAAACAACAUUCUAAGGUAAUUCUUUCAAGGUUUCAUUGUUUGCGAUGGGUUUUGUAACCGCAGAGGAAUUAUAUGGAAGAGAUUCGAAUUUAAAACGGGAUGAUGUUAAGAUUUUGCAAGAAUGGAUGGAUAAAGAACAACAUUUACCUAAAAUAACAGAAGUUUCUCUUUUAUUCUUUUUGCACAGCUGUUAUUACAAAAUUGAAGCAACAAAAACGUGCAUAGAAAAUUACUUUACGAUUCGUUUGCACUGCCCGGAAUUUUUUAAGAAUCAAAAUCCUAAAGAUAAAGACGUUGAGCAACAAUUAAGACUUUUAUGUAUGACGGUUCUCCCGAAAAAAACCAAAGAAAAUUAUUCGGUGAUGAUAACCCGCUUAAUCGAUUCAAGUCCCGAAUUCUACGACUACAACAACCAAAUAAAAGUAAUCGAUAUGGUCGGAACAUUAACUUUAAUGCAGCGAGGCCCAUCUGAUGGUCAAGCAAUGAUCAUGGAUUCCGAAGGAUUCGGGUUCGCUCACAUGAUGAAAGCCAACUUAACAUCCAGCCGAAAACACCUAACAUUCGUUCAAGAAGCUUUACCGAUUCGUUUAAAAGCGAUUCACAUCGUAAAUGUAUCACCGACCACGGAGAAAUUUCUUGGCAUUUUAAAGCCGUUUAUAAAAAAAGAAUUAUUUGAUAUGAUACAUUUACAUCGUACUCCGGAAGGGUUACACGAUUACAUUAAUAAGGAUGAUUUGCCGAAUGAAUACGGAGGGAAACUGGGAAGUUUUAAGGAAUUACACCAAGAAAUGUUGAAAAACGUUACGGAAAAUAUGGAUUUUUUCGUUCAAAAUGAGAAAUUAGUUGCUGAUGAAUCUAAAAGGCAGGGGAAGCCGAAAAAUAUGGGGGAUAUAUUUGGGAUUGAGGGAACGUUUAAGAAAUUGGAUAUAGAUUAAUAAGGAUUUUUAUCAGAUUCAAAUUGGUCGAAUUUAAUUUAAUUUAAUUUGUAAUCCUUUAUUAAUUGAUUUAAUUCAUCCUUUAAGUUCUCUCUUUAAUAAUUUUGUCAUGAGUAAAUUAGAACGUCAUGAGGAAAUCAAAUCGUACUGUUCACAGGGAAAUUAAAAUUAAGUUAUUUUAAUAAAUAUUAAUAAUAAAAUCACAUUCUAAACAAA
Onthophagus taurus is the source of this 1322-nucleotide messenger RNA. Its product is annotated as alpha-tocopherol transfer protein-like. The record is from RefSeq and is a predicted model, not a curated record. Lineage: Eukaryota; Metazoa; Arthropoda; Insecta; Coleoptera; Scarabaeidae. Gene Ontology annotation, cellular component: membrane. Gene Ontology annotation, molecular function: phosphatidylinositol bisphosphate binding.